AGCAGUUCAGUCUAAUCCUCCCUAGUGCUGGAGGAUUGCGUUUGUUUUCGCUCUGGAUGCGCGUUCAUUUUGGCAAGGAAAUGUGCUGAUUUUGCAAGGAGAUGGAGAAUAAAGAGUUCAAGAGGUCAGAGGUCAGUGGGAAUGACCUCACCCUCAUAGACCUGGAUGACCCCAUCAAUGAAGCUGAUGUUAUGAAGGAAGUCAGAUCCCAUAAAGAUCACAGAGAGGCUGAGAGACUAACCAAGUUGGACGAGGCUGUUCUAGAGACAGAUACCCCAACUCAGUCACAGGAGGUUGAAGGAGAGAGUGAGUUGGACGAAGCUGUUGCCAUCCCAUCUCAGUCACAGGAGGAUGCAGUGGUGACAUUCACUACCGUGACCCACAAGGAUGAAACUUCCCAGACCAGCCUCACCCUCAGCAGGGGAAAGAGAAGCUACCCAGACCUACACACCUUUGUGCAGGACAUGAAGGACGACCAUUGGAAUCUGCUGAGUGAGAAUAUGCGUGCCGGGAUGAGCAGACAUGAGUUUAGUGCCAAGUGCAUGGAUAUUGUAGCAUGGGUGAUGGAGUCUACAUCCACUGUGGUUGUUCCCGCCCUUGACCUCACCAUGCAGAUAGAGCUCUCUGAUUCGCCAAGCUCUUCUGGAUCAGGAAGUAAUGAGGCAGGAGAGGUGACCUCUCUUGGCCGCAGCGUCAGAUUCAGCUGUAGUGGAGGAGCCAGCAGGUGCACCAGCGCCAGAACUGCCUACAGCACACGCAUUCCCACGCCUUUCCCCUCCUCUCACAGGUCCAUGACCUCUUUGCUAAGUGAGAACGAAGAGCGAUAUGUCUCCUCACCUGAGGGUGGCGAUAGAGAGAUGAGACACAGACCACACUCAGCACCACUGAGAUCUGUGUUUGGCAUCUCUGAGGACUCUGUCUUCGACAUGGUCCAGAGCGGCCAGUCGCAGGGUGACAUCGUACCGCCGCCCAAACGGAGGCCCGUCGGCCAUUUUGGAGGAGGCUGCUGUGAUAAAGCACCCAGAGAUGUCCACCUCGACAAUAUACAGAUCUCUGCUUCUCGACUCAUCUCUCGCCUCCUCUAA
Messenger RNA from Coregonus clupeaformis (lake whitefish), 1085 nucleotides. RefSeq lists its product as uncharacterized. The record is from RefSeq and is a predicted model, not a curated record. NCBI's taxonomy places the organism in Eukaryota, Metazoa, Chordata, Actinopteri, Salmoniformes, Salmonidae. Bases 102 to 1085 code for a protein of 327 amino acids. The transcript is spliced from 8 exons.